This is a messenger RNA of Carassius carassius (crucian carp), 1256 nucleotides long. RefSeq lists its product as uncharacterized. The transcript is spliced from 3 exons. The record is from RefSeq and is a predicted model, not a curated record. The coding region runs from base 303 to 1127 and encodes 274 amino acids. Lineage: Eukaryota; Metazoa; Chordata; Actinopteri; Cypriniformes; Cyprinidae.
AUCUCCCCGCAGAGGCGUGCACACGGAGCUCAAAUACAGCGCUACAGACGCGCGCAUUUGACUCAUUCGGUUUGUCGGAGCGUACAGUGAGGUAAGCAGAGCCGCGCUGCCCACGCCAACGAGAACAUGCGUUUGUCUCGAACCAUAUCCACUCCCGACAUUGAAACAACGCGUUCGUCUUAGUCUAUCGUGAAGCGCCACUACCGCUACAAUUUCGAUUUUGGUGAAAAAAGUUUUACGAGGUGACGAAAGGUGCGACGGCUUGGACAUCUACUUUCCGUUUUGCUGUUUGCGGAGGACGCAUGAUUCACCUGUGUCGGACCAAAAGCGAAGAUUGCAUGAAAGAUCUCAAGGCUAUACUCGGCUGCGCCACACUGGGAGGCUUGCUGGAUAAGCAGAAGCAUCCCUGUGUCUACACAAAAGGGAAAAAACUCCAGCUUCUGUCUUCUACAACGAUGGCCUUGGCCUCCUUCCAUCUGAUGCAAACUCUAAAAAACUCUCCAGCUGCUCUGCGUAAGCGAUUCUGCCGCGACCGCACAGAGAGCCUGUCUCACGGCGAUCCCCUCUUCAAGGUGCACUACCUUGGCACCAAGAAGAUCUUCUCCCUGGACUUAGAGCAGGCGGAGGAUGCCAUCAAUCGACUCCUGGAUGGGGCCCCUAGGAAGCUUUCUAAAGAUCACGCCCUAGUAGUGCGACCCCGAUAUGUAGAAGUUAAAGAACUAAGCACGGGAAGACAGCUCACCAAGACCUACUUGCAGGAUAUUGCAUACUGUGCCUCGCAUACGGCUAGACCCAAUGUGUUUCUGUAUAUCUGCAGGCAGCCCGGUCAGCAGCUACAAUGCAGAGUGUUCUGGUGCAGUCGGGCAGAAAGGGCAAAGGACAUGACUGCCUGCCUAGCAAUGUCUUUUCAGAGAGCGCUCAACGACUGGCAGGGAGGAUGUGCCACGUUAACGCAAGGGCAAGGAAUCACUAAAGAGCCAGAGAUUCCUGGAACACCCACUGCACCCAAAGGGUCAACAUUGCCAGCUAGUUUGGGAAAAGUCCGUUGGAAGAAGAGGGGGUCGGUGUCCCACAGUCCUCUCCGUGCCAUUUCCAGAAGAGGUUCUGCAAGUGACAACUGGCACUGAUGUUCCCCAUCCCACUGUGAACUUUUACAACAGUCAUUUUGGGAUGCUUGGGAAUUUCCAGUGUUGAAUGUGAGGAAAAGAACAACCACACCUGCAGCUGAUGGAAUUUUUGAACUUUGAUAGAAUUUG